AUGCCUUCCUCGCUCGCGGUCUGCGUGACAGAAUGGUGCCUUUGGUCGCUGGCCGUGGCGGCCUUUGCCCUGCGCGUCAUUGUGCGCAUGCGCAUGAGGACCGAGCGACUUCUUUUGGCAGACUUGUGGCUGUUCAUGGGCCUCGCGAGCUCGACCGCGGUCAUAAUAUGCGACACGAUGACUUUUGCCUGGGGAUACCUGGAGCCUAUAGAGCCGGGCAGCAGCUAUCCAGAAUAUAUUCUCAAGCUUCAAUAUGCGACCAGCUACCUCUUCGACACGGGUCUCUACUUUACCAAGUUUUCCAUCCUGGCCUUUUACUGGGUCCUCGUCGACCGCACCAGCCUGGGCAUGCGCCGCGCCUUGUACGCGCUCGUAUUCUUCGCCGCGGCCUGCUGGACCGCGACCAUCUUUGCAGACACCUUCUGGUGCGGACACGACCCGGCCGUCAACUGGGUCUACGACGGGGUGGACGAAUGUACGGUCUUCUUGUCCGUCGACGCGAUAACGAUGAAUUGGUCUUUUCAGUUCGUCACCGAGAUCUGCAUCUUUCUCUUCCCCUUUCCAAUCAUAUGGAAACUUCAAAUCAACCAUCGCGCUCGCGUGGCCGUCUAUGCGCUCUUGGGCCUCGGCGUCAUAACCAUCAUGACCACGGUCGGACGGCUCGUCGCCUACAACCAGAUAUUGAAGAGCGACUCCAACGACUACAGGCCACUCUAUAUAUGGGCGACAGGCGAAUACACCACCGCCAUCGUGGUCGUAUCCCUCGCCGGCUGCCGACCGAUCCUGGGCAAGAUCCCCAGCAUCCUGGCGGCCUUUAAGCGCACCAUCCUCCACAAGACCGGCUCGACCGGCACCGACCGCACGCAGACGGGCAGCCGCUCGGGCGGCACCGCCGGCGCGUCGGUCCACCAACAGCUCACCAUGAGCGAGAACGCGCCGCCGCCGCCGACGGGGUCCAGAAUGAGCGGGGCGGCGGGCGGCGGCGCGGGCUGGCGCCUGAGCGCCGCAUACCAGCAGCAAGGCGCGGGAGGGGUCAGCGUCGGCGGGGGCAGCACGCGGCUCAGCGGCGUGCCGAGGCACUGGAUCGACGUCAUGGACACGGCGACGCUGUUUGGCGACGAUGACGAUCUGGAGGCCGGCGAGGUGGCAGGCAGGAAGAAUAGCAGGAACCAGGUUCCCAGGGAUGAGGAGUGGGGUGCUGCCAUGGUCCAAGAUGGAGGCUCGGAUGGGAACCCUGGUCCGUCAGAGUCGGAGCCGACGCCAGCGAGGGACGUGGCAGGGGUUGGGCUUGGUGAUCAGGCCGAUAUCGAGCCCAGACCGACGACUCGUGUGUCCCAAGCUUCCUGCAAGGCUGCGCCGAGUGAUGACAGAGAAGAUACCCGAUGA
Messenger RNA from Pyricularia oryzae 70-15, 1386 nucleotides. RefSeq lists its product as uncharacterized. Lineage: Eukaryota; Fungi; Ascomycota; Sordariomycetes; Magnaporthales; Pyriculariaceae. The coding region runs from base 1 to 1386 and encodes 461 amino acids. The transcript is spliced from 5 exons. The record is from RefSeq and is a predicted model, not a curated record.